CGGGCGCUGCCCAGGAAACUCGGCGCGAUGCUGUGCGCCCGGAGGCUGGGCGGCCUGCGGGCCGGGCUCCGCGUGCGGCGGGUCAGCACCCGCUGGUCCCCGGUGGGCGCCGCCUUCACCGUGCAGCCCCAGGGCCGCCGCCUGGACUGGUCCGGCGAGCGCGGGGGUCUCUUUGGUGUUCCUGAGCUCAGUGCCCCAGAAGGAUUCCGCGUGGCCCAGGAGAAGGCCCUGAGGAAGACGGAGCAGCUGGUGCGACGUGUGUGCGCCACGCCGCCCGGGCCGCGGACCGUGCUCAUCUUCGACGAGCUCUCGGACUCCUUGUGCAGGGUGGCCGACCUGGCCGAUUUUGUGAAGAUUGCUCACCCCGAGGCGGCGUUCAGGGAGGCUGCGGAGGAGGCUUGUCGGAGCAUCGGCACCAUGGUGGAGAAGUUGAACACAAAUGUGGAAUUAUAUCAAAGUUUGCAGAGGUUACUAGCUGAUAAGAAACUUGUGGAGUCCCUUGAUCCGGAAACCAGACGAGUAGCCGAACUGUUUAUGUUCGAUUUUGAAAUCAGCGGAAUCCAUCUAGACCGAGAAAAGCGUAAAAGAGCUGUGGACCUGAACGUUAAAAUCUUGGAUCUGAGCAGCGCAUUUCUCAUGGGAACCCACUUACCCAACACGAUUGAGAAGCGCCUCCUGCCGGAACGCAUCCGGCAUCACUUCAAGCUGGCCGGGGACCACGCGGUGGUGGACAGUCUGCGCGCAGAAGCGCCCGACGACUUGGUGCGAGAAGCUGCUUAUAAAAUUUUUCUUUAUCCCAAUGCUGGUCAAUUGAAACGUCUAGAAGAGUUGCUCAGCAGCAGAGACCUCCUGGCAAAGUUGGUAGGAUAUCCUACCUACUCCCACAGGGCCCUCCAGGGAACAAUCGCCCAAAGUCCAGAGACUGUCAUGGAGUUCCUUGAGAAACUGUCUGACAAACUCUCUGAAAGAACUAUGAAAGAUUUUGAGAUGAUUCGAGGGAUGAAAAUGAAACUAAAUCCUCAAAAUUCUGAAUUGAUGCCCUGGGAUCCCCCAUACUACAGCGGACUGAUUCGGGCUGAGAGGUUCAACAUCGAGCCCAGUCUCUACUGCCCGUUCUUCUCCCUGGGCGCCUGCAUGGAGGGCCUGAGCCUCCUGUUCAACAGGCUUCUGGGGGUCUCGCUGUAUGGGGAGCAGCCCGCAAAGGGCGAGGUGUGGAGUGAGGAUGUCCGCAAACUGGCCGUGGUUCAUGAAUCAGAAGGACUGCUGGGGUACAUUUACUGUGACUUUUUUCAGCGAGCAGACAAACCACACCAGGAUUGCCACUUCACCAUCCGAGGAGGUCGUUUAAAGGAAGACGGGGACUACCAGCUCCCCGUGGUGGUCCUUAUGCUGAACCUGCCCCAUUCCUCAAGAAACCUGCCCACACUAUUGACUCCUGGGAUGAUGGAGAACCUUUUCCAUGAGAUGGGACAUGCCAUGCACUCGAUGCUGGGACGGACUCGAUACCAGCACGUCACUGGGACCAGGUGCCCCACGGACUUCGCCGAGGUCCCGUCUAUCCUGAUGGAGUAUUUUGCCAGUGAUUACCGGGUGGUUCACCAGUUUGCCCGACACUAUCAGACCGGUCAGUCACUGCCCAGAAAUAUGGUGUCUCGUCUUUGUGAAUCUAAAAAGGUCUGUGCCGCAGCGGACAUGCAGCUUCAGGUCUUCUACGCCGCCCUGGACCAGAUCUACCACGGGGAGCACCCGCUCCGGAGCUCGACCACAGACAUCCUCAGGGACACGCAGGAGCGCUUCUACGGCCUGCCCUACGUCCCCAACACUGCCUGGCAGCUGCGCUUCAGCCACCUGGUGGGUUAUGGCGCCAAGUACUACUCCUACCUGAUGUCCAGGGCCGUGGCGUCCAUGGUCUGGAGAGAGUGCUUCCGGCAAGACCCUUUCAACAGGGCGGCGGGGGAGCGCUAUCGCCGGGAGAUGCUGGCCCACGGCGGGGGCAGGGAGCCCAUGCUUAUGGUGCAAGGUAUGCUUCAGAAGCGUCCUUCUAUUGACGACUUCGUAAACACCCUAGUUUCUGACCUGGACCUAGACUUCGAGACCUUCCUCAUGGAUUCUACGUAAGGGAGACACCUGAGUCCUUUAGGUCAGGGUCAUGGUGACGCUGAUUCUGUUGUUAAGUGCUGCAGCUACAAACACUUGUUUCUGAGUUCCGUAUUCACUUCUGUGAUAACUUGUGAAAAGCCUCAAACCCGUGGAUCUUGGAAUAAAUAAUUUUUUUUAAAUUAC
Messenger RNA from Capra hircus (goat), 2283 nucleotides. It is a transcript of the gene MIPEP, whose product is annotated as mitochondrial intermediate peptidase. The coding region runs from base 28 to 2118 and encodes 696 amino acids. Gene Ontology annotation, cellular component: mitochondrion. Gene Ontology annotation, biological process: peptide metabolic process. Gene Ontology annotation, molecular function: metalloendopeptidase activity. The record is from RefSeq and is a predicted model, not a curated record. The transcript has 19 exons. Lineage: Eukaryota; Metazoa; Chordata; Mammalia; Artiodactyla; Bovidae.